ACUUGUAUUGGACAGGACGACGGCACGGGCGUAGCGCAGUGGGUUUUCUGAAGGCUGUGGCGCGAGCCGCAUGCCAACAUCUCGGGUGACCUCGUACGACCCUAUUAAUACAACAAACAUCGUCAAUCUGCCAUAGUACGGGCUCAAACAUGAAGUUCAUCCACACGUGUCUCUGUCUAUGUAUGGCUGCGGGUUUCGCAAGCCCUGCGCCGGCCAAUGGCUUCAUAUUUCCAGACCAGCGGAGGCAAGAGAAAAAAUUGGAACCGAUCAUCACUCCACCGGUUCUUCCGAUACUGGAACAUUUGGAACGUGACCCCAGUACUCUGCUUCCGGGUGAAGGUGGAAAGAGUGUGUCGAGUCAACCUAGGCCACGAUUUGGUUGGGGAAAUGGUUUUAAUGUGAAGCCAACCGGAAAUGGGGGGUUGUCAGCAAGUGUCAGCAGUAGUGCGAGUGGAGCCGGUAUAAGUCAUUCAGCCUCACAGUCCUUUUCGUUUGGUUUUAACGAGGGAUUUAGUGCAUCACAUUCAGCGAGCCAGGCAUCGUCUUUUAAUGGCUUUGGAAGUAACUUCGGUGGUAGCCAGGCCAGCAGUCAAGCGGCUUCCUUUAGCGGCGCAGGCGCGUCUCUUUCCGGAGCAGCGUCUUCCGCAUCAGCCCACGGCGGUGGGUUCAACAACUUGGCAGGAAGUCAGAGUGCCUCUUCAGCUUUCGGUUUUAACUCAUUAAAUGGAUUCCAACCUGAUGUCUCAUUUGGUGACGGUCUCCUCGACGUAAGACAUAGAGGGAUACCGAACUUUCCUUUCCCCGAUCUCAUUGGGAGAAAUAAAGGAUUUGGUGCUGCUGCCUUCAAAACUGGACCCCUUGCAAGAAACAGCGAUGACUUUCUAACUGUUCUUGUCUCUAAUUGAACAAGUUUUUAUAAUUACGCAUUAUAGACACUCCAAAGACUGGCGCUGGGCGCUGUUCACCAAAUACCUCGUCAUAUUUCCUAUAAUGAAGUUCAGCAAUACUCCAUGCCAGUGACACAGCAUUUUUUUAAUUACUAUGUGUCUUUUUUUUACGUAGAGAUUUUCUUAUUCCUAUAUAUACCAUAAAAAUUGGGGAAACCUGUUCUCGCACAUUGGUAGAUCACAUUGAUAGAUAGGUUUUUGAAUCAUUAUUGCCAUAAUAAUUUAGGGCACAGGCUUUUUAUAAAUAAUGAUCCAACAUACAAAUUCCGAUAAUGAUGAUAAUGAAGAAAUGUAAAUUGACUUGUCGAGUUAUUUUGAGCAUCGAGCCUGACAAAAUGGCAUGAAAAAACGGAUUAUCGAAAACUUACUUCGAAAAAUUACGAAUAUACGACACAUAAAGAAAAUUCUUACUUGUAGAGAUUAUGCCUUAAUUGUCGGAUAUUGUAACGACAUUAAUAUGGCAAAAUUGAGUUGACGUAAUUAUAUAACAGAACAAAAACAUAUGACAUUUAUACUCUAUUAUUGGAACGAAUAAGGAAGUAUUUUUAAGAUAAUAUUUUACAUUCGUAUAAUAAUUAAUGUAAAUUGUAAUCUUCCUAUUGAAUCCGUUGUAUGGUUGCUCGCGUCUGACAUUAAAUAUACAUGGAUAUUUGUGAAUACCUAAUGUACGACUAGUAUUUGCCGAAUACAUUACCAUUUUAAAAAGUAUAAUUUGCUUAUCACGUUCUACUGAUUUUUUAUGACUGACUUUAUUUAUGAAAAGUAGCGUUAAUAAAUUAAAUAAAAAAAUUAUUAAUUUUACAUAUUUUUUUAUUUUUAAAACAAAUGACCGAGUGUCUAAAAUAUAUUCCUCUAUACUAAAAACGGCCACUACUACUGACGUCAUAAUAUUAUAAUUAUUUCUUAUAUUAUGCCAUUUUGCAAGUUUUAGAGUUAGGGGCCUCAUUUCUUAAAAAUAAAGCGGUUGUAACUCGUUAUAAUAUUAUAUUAUAAAGGAUGAAUAUUAAUUCCUUAGAGACUCCUUAGAGUUAAAGCUAGAAAUGAAGAUACCGUUCAAACUCUAUGUAAUUUUAAAUUGCCUUGCACCUGUUGUAUUUUAUUUAACAAGUUCUUACGACAUAAACGCUCUGCUAUCA
Messenger RNA from Nymphalis io (European peacock), 2083 nucleotides. RefSeq lists its product as uncharacterized. The record is from RefSeq and is a predicted model, not a curated record. NCBI's taxonomy places the organism in Eukaryota, Metazoa, Arthropoda, Insecta, Lepidoptera, Nymphalidae. The transcript has 3 exons. Bases 150 to 905 code for a protein of 251 amino acids.